AUGAAUACGACUACUAUCCUGCAAGAGGUUUUGAUUAAAAGAUCACAGCAGAAGAAGAGGACUUCUCCCUUGAACUACAAAGAGAGGCUUUUUGUACUUACAAAGUCCACGCUAACGUAUUACGAAGGCCGAGCGGAGAAAAAAUACAGGAAAGGAUCUGUGGACAUUUCAAGGAUUAAAUGUGUCGAAGUUGUCAAAAGCGACGGUAUUAUUCCCUGUCAGAAUAAAUAUCCAUUUCAGGUUGUGUACGAUGCUAACACGCUUUAUAUUUUUGCACCAAGUGCACAAAGCCGCGAUCAGUGGGUGAGGAAUCUGAAAGAAGAAAUAAAGAACAACAGCAAUAUAAUGGUAAAAUAUCAUCCUAAAUUCUGGACAGAGGGGAUUUAUCAGUGCUGCAGACAGACAGAAAAACUAGCACCUGGCUGUGAAAAAUACAAUCUUUUUGAAAACAGUGUAAUGAGAUUGCCCUCUCCGAUGCCAGAAAAAAGCGCGCGAAGGCCUCCGCCGCCUGUUCCUCCGGUUGAAGAAAAUGGCAACGAAGAGGAGGAGAUAGUGGUGGCAAUGUACGACUUUGAGCCUACAGAACAUCAUGAUUUGAGAUUAGAGAAAGGUGAAGAGUACACAGUGAUUGAGAAGAACGAUAUUCACUGGUGGAAGGCGAGAGACAAAUACGGAAAACAAGGAUAUAUUCCAAGCAACUACGUAACAGGAAAGAAGUCCAACAACCUUGAUCAAUAUGAGUGGUACAGCAGAAACCUGAACAGAAGCAAGGCAGAGCAGCUCCUCAGGAACGAGGAUAAAGAAGGUGGUUUUGUGGUGAGAGACUCCAGCCAGCCUGGCCUGUACACGGUUUCCCUUUAUACAAAAUUUGGAGGAGAAGGUUCAUCAGGAAUAAGACACUACCAUAUAAAAGAAACGGUGACGUCGCCGAAGCAGUACUACCUCGCAGAAAAACACGUCUUCAACUCCAUUCCUGAAAUAAUUGAGUAUCAUAAACACAACGCGGCAGGUCUCGUCACCAGGCUGCGUUACCCAGUGACCCCAAAGAAGACGACAGCGCCCACGACCGCAGGAUUCAGCUACGAGAAAUGGGAAAUCAAUCCCUCGGAACUGACCUUCAUGAGAGAGCUGGGGAGCGGUUUGUUCGGCGUGGUGCGCCUUGGGAAGUGGAGGGCGCAGUACAAAGUCGCCAUCAAGGCAAUUCGGGAGGGCGCGAUGUACGAAGAGGAUUUCAUUGAAGAAGCUAAAGUAAUGAUGAAGCUAACCCAUCCUAAAUUAGUCCAGCUGUAUGGUGUGUGCACGCAACAGAGACCCAUUUACAUCGUGACCGAGUUCAUGGAGCACGGCUGCCUUCUCAACUACCUGAGGCAAAAACGCGGAGUUUUGAGUAAAGACGUCCUGCUCACCAUGUGCCAAGAUGUGUGUGAGGGAAUGGAGUACCUGGAGAGAAACAGCUUUAUCCACAGAGACCUGGCUGCCAGGAACUGCUUGGUGAGUGACUCGGGAGUAGUCAAAGUGUCGGAUUUUGGCAUGACAAGGUAUGUCCUUGAUGAUCAAUACACAAGUUCCUCGGGGGCUAAAUUUCCUGUGAAAUGGUGCCCCCCCGAAGUUUUCAAUUACAGCCGAUUCAGCAGCAAGUCAGACGUCUGGUCAUUUGGUGUAUUAAUGUGGGAAGUAUUUACAGAGGGAAAAAUGCCCUUUGAAAAAAGCUCCAACUAUGAAGUGGUAACGAUGGUUAGCCAAGGACAUCGUUUGUAUCGGCCCAAACUAGCCUGUAAGCAGGUGUACGAAAUCAUGGUGAUGUGCUGGCAAGAGAAACCAGAGGGACGCCCAACGUUUGAAGACUUGCUUCACACAAUCAUUGACAUUGCAGAGGGUGAAGAUGCUUUCUGAAAAAAAAGAAAAAAAAAAAGACAACAGCAGCACAAGUACAGGAAAGAAGCCGCUUUCCAGAGAGGUGGCUUCACCAUUUCUUUUUAAUGGCUUGAUCCUGUAAGCUGCUGGAUGCUGCUAAACAGCGUGGGGA
Molecule: messenger RNA, 2026 nt
Organism: Opisthocomus hoazin
Lineage: Eukaryota; Metazoa; Chordata; Aves; Opisthocomiformes; Opisthocomidae
Source: RefSeq, a predicted model, not a curated record